UCUGUGUCUGUGUCGUCCCCGAAAUCCGCGAAAAAGAUGAGUUUUCCGUGGGAUUUUAGUAAACCGCCGCCCGGAUUUCCGUCUGUGCCGCACGUCGAUCCAGCGCAGGCGACAGAUUACGCACAAAAUCCGUAUUAUUCGUAUCAAAGCUACCCAGGAUAUGCUCCGGCACCGUAUAACAUGGGCUAUCCAGAACCGUAUUACGCUCCCACAGACUACCAAAUUCCUCCGCCGCCGCCGCCAGGAACGUCACAGCUGCCACAAAGUGUUCCGUAUCACGACAGAGGACGAUCAGAUCGCCCGGAGCGAGACUAUAGGAGAGAUCGGGAGAGUCAUAGUCGCGAUUAUCGUUCGCAAUCUAGAAGUCACAAGCCAUCGUACGAAAGAGACAGUCGAUCACGCUCACAUCGAGAUGACGGGUACAGAGAUUCAAGAUAUUCGACUGAUCGAAGUCGACAUUCCCCGAGAUCUUCCUCGUAUCGUGACCGAGACUCCAGAAGAGACAGAGAAUCUUCAUCUUCGAGGUCAAAAGAUGUUAGAGAUGAUUCUUACAGGCAUCGGGAUCGUUCGAGGGGUGCUUCCAUUGUCAGUAGUUCAGGAAAAUCAUCGGAAAAUAAACCACAAACAGAACGCGAUCGCAUCCUCGCCAACUGGCGCAAAAAUUUCUGCGAAACGGAAGACGACAUCACACGAAAAUUGAGCGAACUCUCCCAAAUCACGAACGCCAAAGAAACGUGGAUUCGCUCCUCUCCCGCCGACGUCUACUACAAACGCGUCAACGACAAAGAAGUCACCGCCACGCCGCGCCUCGAAGCCCUUUGCGACCUUUUCGAAGAAGAGCUGAGCAAACGCAGUGCCAAAGCGCGCGAAAAAAUGGAGCCAUAUGUGCCGCAACCCCGCAAACGUGUCAUAAAAGUUUGUCGUCACAAAUCCGAAAAAUGCUCGUCGUCCGAUGACAGCGACAGUGACAUCGACGAAAUCGAAGAUGAUUGCACGAUGGAGGAACUUUCGCGUAAAAUUCAACAUCCCUACCGCCUGCAUCCAGAUUUGUGGCAUAACGAGCCGUUGGAAAUGAACGAUGGACCGCUUUGUCGUUGCAGCGCCAAGUCACGUCGCACCGGAAUCCGUCACGGAAUUUAUCCGGGGGAAGUUAGUUACCCGAAAUGCGAUCCCAAUUCCAAUAACGCACACAAAUUGCAUCAUUAUCGCAUCACAAUUAGUCCUCCCACGAAUUUUCUGACCAAAACGCCGACAAUUAUCAAGUACGACAUGCACGAAUUUUUAUUUGAAGGAUUUUCCUUGUUGUCUCACGAGCCAAUUGACGAGUUGCCUACUUGCAAGGUCAUCCGUUUCAACAUCGAAUACACAAUUUUGUACGUGGAAGAACAAAUGCCGGAAAAUUUCACGAUUCGCCAACUGGAUCUCUUCGCCGAUUACGUUUUCCAGGAAUUAUUGGAGCUCGUUGACUUUUCUCUGAUGCCAUCAAGUGCCACGCCGGAGAAUUCGUGUCCUGCUUACCAUUUUUUGCCGCGUUACGUGAGAGAUUUGCCCGACAACGGCAAAGAAAUUCUCGCCAUGAGUGAAGUUAUGCGAUAUUUACUCGACUCGGCGACGCCUCUCAUCGAUCACGCCACUCUCAACGACAUGAACAACUUGAAUCAGCACGAAUGGCAGGAUUAUGUUGAUUACGUGAAAGGAAUGGUUGUUACGCGUCCCGGGAUGCGCCCUUGCAGUAUUCGUGUCGAUCAAAUUGAUCGAAAUGUCUCCGAUUUGCCGGAAGUUGCGAAAUCCGAUGAUGGGGUUCCGUUUCCGGUGGUUGUGCAUUUCGGGAUUAGACCACCGCAACUCAGUUACGCGGGAAACACGGAAUAUCAGAAAGCGUGGCGGGAGUAUGUGAAAUUUAGACAUUUGAUUGCGAACAUGUCGAAGCCAAGCUUUGAGGAUAAGAGAAAAUUGGAGGCGAAGGAGAAUAAAUUGCAGGAAAUGCGAACCCAAGGAAGGAUGAAACGCAAUAUAACGGUCGUUGUGACAUCAAAAGGCUUCUAUCGCACGGGAAUUAUGUGUGACAUGGUGCAACAUGCGAUGCUGGUGCCUGUUCUCUCUGGUCAUUUGCGUUUCCAUCGAUCUCUGAACAUUCUCGAGGAGUCCAUCGGAUACAAAUUCAAAAAUCGCUACCUUCUCCAGCUGGCUCUCACACACCCGUCAUACAAGGAAAAUUUCGGCACAAAUCCCGAUCACGCACGCAACAGUCUCACCAACUGCGGCAUCCGUCAACCCGAAUACGGCGAUCGCAAAAUCCAUUACAUGAACACGCGAAAACGCGGCAUCAACACUCUCAUCAAUAUCAUGUCGCGCUUCGGCAAGGAAUACGAAACUGACAGCAAUAUCACGCACAACGAACGUCUGGAAUUUCUCGGGGAUGCAGUUGUGGAAUUUUUGACGUCAAUUCAUCUGUUUCACAUGUUCCCGGAUUUGGAGGAAGGCGGUUUGGCGACUUAUCGUGCGGCAAUUGUGCAAAAUCAGCAUUUGGCGGUGCUGGCGAAAAAACUGCAUCUCGAGGAGUACAUGUUGUAUGCACACGGAUCGGAUUUGUGUCACGAACUGGAGUUGCGACAUGCGAUGGCGAAUUGUUUCGAAGCUCUAAUGGGCGCUUUGUUGCUCGAUGGCGGCAUUAAAGUCGCCGAUAAGGUCUUUUCGUUCGCUCUUUUUAUGGAAAAUGACGAAUUACGAGCCACGUGGGAGAAUUAUCCGCCGCAUCCGUUGCAGGAACAAGAACCGCUGGGCGAUCGACAGUGGAUAGAGUCCUAUGAAAUGUUGAAAAACCUCACGAAAUUCGAAGAUUCAAUCGGAAUUCAAUUCAGACACAUUCGAUUGUUGGCACGAGCUUUCACGGAUCGCAGUAUCGGCUACACUCACUUGACAUUGGGCUCGAAUCAGCGUCUGGAGUUCCUCGGCGACACAGUUUUGCAAUUAAUUUGCUCGGAAUAUCUGUAUCGGCAUUUUCCGGAGCAUCAUGAGGGACAUUUGUCGUUGUUGCGCAGCAGUUUGGUCAAUAACAAGACGCAAGCGGUCGUCUGUGACGAUCUCGGAAUGACCCAAUAUGCCGUUUAUUCGAACCCGAAAGCGGAUCUCAAGACGAAAGAUCGCGCGGAUUUGCUGGAAGCCUUUUUGGGAGCACUUUAUGUUGAUAAGGAUCUCGAGUACUGUGAGACUUUUUGUCAUGUGUGCCUGUUUCCGCGAUUGCAGGACUUUAUUAUGAACCAAGACUGGAACGAUCCGAAAUCAAAGUUGCAACAAUGCUGUUUGACGCUUCGCACAAUGGAUGGAGGCGAGCCAGAUAUUCCCGUUUAUAAGGUGACGGAAUGUAGUGGACCUACGAAUACCCGAGUUUACACUGUGGCGGUUUAUUUCAGGGGAAAACGUUUGGCAUCCGCUACGGGCCACAGUAUCCAACAAGCUGAGAUGAAUGCCGCUAAACAAGCACUUGAAGACUCCAAAGGUCUCUUCCCGCAACUGGAUCAUCAAAAACGUGUCAUUGCACGAAGCAUGAGGAAGCAAAAAGUCCCGAUCGAAAAUGACACGAAAGAAGACAAAAAAGAUCAUCGGGACAAUUCAUCAAAUGACGAAUCCAGCAAACUUCCCAUGCAAUAUCGCAAACGUGCUCAAACUUCCUCCGAUGACAGUGACAAAAGUGAAAAAUCUGACGCCUCGUCGGUGAAAUCAGUGAAAAAACGGAGCAAACGCAAAAAACGUCGAAUAAGAUCGCCAAAAAUUCGUGUCACGCCACCAAAUGCGCCCUCCGACUCGCACAAAAUGGAGAGUUACAGCUCGUUGUCGGACAAUAGUUUGCCAUCAGCAGACGAUGACGACGACAUGUCCAUCAAGAAGAGCGACAUAAAGCAAAUGGAAAAGGAUUUGUGUGAAUUGAAUGACAGCACGAGCAAUGUGGCAAUUGGAAAAGUUGAAGGCACGGAAGAAUUGUCCUCAGAUGCGGAGUCGGGAGAAAUUUUUUAGUGAAUAACUAACAUUUAGUAGAUCAAUAAAAGCAAUUUUAGUCUUAAAAUUGAGAGUGAAAGAGAGUAAAAAUAAAA
Molecule: messenger RNA, 4091 nt
Organism: Culicoides brevitarsis
Lineage: Eukaryota; Metazoa; Arthropoda; Insecta; Diptera; Ceratopogonidae
Gene: drosha
Product: ribonuclease 3
Exons: 5
Coding region: 37-4014 (1325 amino acids)
Biological process (GO): rRNA processing; pre-miRNA processing; primary miRNA processing
Cellular component (GO): nucleus; microprocessor complex
Molecular function (GO): ribonuclease III activity; RNA binding
Source: RefSeq, a predicted model, not a curated record